Molecule: messenger RNA, 645 nt
Organism: Penicillium daleae
Lineage: Eukaryota; Fungi; Ascomycota; Eurotiomycetes; Eurotiales; Aspergillaceae
Exons: 1
Coding region: 1-645 (214 amino acids)
Source: RefSeq, a predicted model, not a curated record
AUGUCUAAUAUGCCUUCAAGCAACGAAAACUUCACCACUAAAGGUGUUCUCACGGACGAGGAAAUCACAUGGCUCGAGAAAAUGUCAAUAAUUGAGCCAGUCUCAUUUGAAUCAAAACACACUGGUGUCUGCACUGUCACACCAGACCGUCUUCAGACGAAGCCAUGGCUACUACAGCAUGCCCCAGAUCCAACCGAAGACAAUGACAUCGACGCAGGAAAGCCAUACCAAGUCAAUAUCCUGCUGGCAAAAGAGAGUAUUUCCGUCCUCGAGUUCCUUGGCUUCAAACUAGUCGCUGCGAGAGAGCUCUGGUCAGGUUUCACUCGCCAAACGUCCUCACCAAAGCCAGUCGACUUCAUGGACUACGUCUAUGAACACAUCAGUCUUCUCCAGACACCCACGUUUAGGACAAUGGAUGUGGAAAAAGCCCUGCUGCUAAUGGGUCUUGAGAGAGACUUUGAACAUACCUUGUUUGAUCUUAGAUUUUCUGUUCAAGCCAAAUCGAAGGGUCUUUACGCCAAGGUGAAGCAUAUUUUCGGGGACAGGUAUGCUCGGAUUUGUUGGUAUCAUAAAGCACUAAAAGAGCAAGCUGGUUGGUAUCAUCGUGCACUCAUGUCUGACGUUAUAAAGCACUAUGCUUGUUGA